AGCGGGCAAACGUCGUCGGGACGGGGUAAGGACCGGCCCCGUCCCUUCCUUCCGCCCCUCCCCGUGGAUGCUGAAGCUGCAGGGGCGUCCUGGCAUGGCUGAGGGGUGGCGGAGCCAGCGGGCGGCCAAGGCCCGAGGCCGGGAGGGCGGCAUGGGCGACUCAAGCAACCUGGACGACAGCCUGACCAGCCUGCAGUGGCUGCAGGAUUUCUCCAUCACCAACGCCAGCUUGGGCAAGUCUUCCUCGUGCCCCAGCGGCCCGGAACCCCACAAUUACCACCAGAUCCCCGGCUUUGCCGCCCCGUGCUCCCCCCUGGCCGCCGACCCGGCGUGCAUGGGGAUGCCCCACACCCCCAGCAAGCCCACCUCGUCCUCCACCUCGCGGACGGCCCACCCGGCCGUGGGCAUGCAGCCCCCCGCUGAGGACAUCGACUACAAGACCAACCCGCACGUCAAGCCGCCCUACUCGUACGCCACCCUCAUCUGCAUGGCGAUGGAAGCCAGCAAGAAGUCCAAAAUCACCCUCUCGGACAUCUACAAGUGGAUUACCGAUAACUUCUGCUAUUUCCGACACGCCGACCCCACCUGGCAGAACUCCAUCCGGCACAACCUCUCCUUGAACAAGUGCUUCAUCAAGGUGCCUCGGGAGAAGGGCGAGCCAGGGAAAGGCGGGUUUUGGAAAAUCGACCCCCAGUACGCCGACCGGCUGAUGAACGGCACCUUCAAGAAACGGAGGAUGCCCCCGGUGCAGAUCCACCCGGCCUCCACCAGCAGAGCCCAGCAAGAAGUGCGCUGCGUCGCCAGCCCCGCGACUUCCACCUGUACCAACAGUAACGUCCUCAAUGUCAACGUGGAGUCCCAGCAGCUGCUGAAGGAGUUUGAAGAAGUCACCGGUGACCAGAACUGGAACUCGGGGGAUGGAAAGGCAGGCCAAAAGCGCAAGCAGCCCAUGCCCAAGCGUACAGCCAAGUCGGCUCGGCUUUCCAGCCCUGCCUUGCUCACCCAGGAGGAGCAGACCGAGCUGGGAUCGCUGAAGGGUGACUUUGACUGGGAGGCCAUCUUUGACACCAACUUGAACGGAGAUUUCUCCGCUUUCGAGGGCCUGGAGCUCUCGCCUCCCAUCAGCCCGAUAAGGCACGACGUGGACUUGACGGUGCCCGGGCAGCACAUCGACCGUCCCCAGGAGUGGUGCACCGCUGGGCAAGAGCAGGUCCUCAGCGAAUCCGGCCAGAACAACCUGGACUUUGACGAGACCUUCAUGGCCACCUCUUUCCUGCAGCACCCCUGGGACGAAGGCAAGAACGAUUACCUCUCCAACUCCGUCAGCGUGGAGAAGUUGUUUGAGCUCAGCGACGCCUCUUUGACUGCAGAUGUGAACGACUGGAGCAAUGUGGGAUCCUUUUUAUAAGCAGCCACUUGAAGGACUCAGCCAAGCCCACAGAGACUUUAGCAGGGUGCUCCCCCUGUGCUGUGGGACAAUAUUUUCUAGAGGCAGAGACAUCCACAGCAACUUCCGUAGCUUCAUUGUAGGAUUAUUCACAGACG
This is a messenger RNA of Oxyura jamaicensis (ruddy duck), 1545 nucleotides long. It is a transcript of the gene FOXJ1, whose product is annotated as forkhead box J1. Gene Ontology annotation, biological process: regulation of DNA-templated transcription. Gene Ontology annotation, molecular function: DNA-binding transcription factor activity; sequence-specific DNA binding. The transcript has 3 exons. The record is from RefSeq and is a predicted model, not a curated record. Bases 68 to 1408 code for a protein of 446 amino acids. Lineage: Eukaryota; Metazoa; Chordata; Aves; Anseriformes; Anatidae.